UGCUCUUCUUCCUCGCUCAUCCCAGCGUCGAUGCCAAGAUUCCCAUGUUUCCUGUUUCUCUCGAUCCAUCCCCUGCUUGCUGCCCCCCUGGUAGUCAUCUUUGGUGACGCAAUUGAGUCAAUGAACUCAAUAAUCCCAGGUCCCGGUCUGCUGCGACGGGAGACCAAUCGGCGUUCCUGCUCAAGGAACACGGUAGAUGAACGCGGUUGAUAAUGGCUUCCACGUGGCGUCGUCGUCCUACCAACUCCCUCCCGCCGUUGGUCGCUGUCGAUUGCAACCCGUCGUUUCGCCGAGGAACAAGGCACCCUUGCGGCCAGAAACGGUGGGAAUCCAUCGAGACGGUGGGAGUUUUCAUGUUCGUCCAUUCAAGCCCAGACCGCCUCGCCGCGGAGAAGUGUCUAGAAGUACGCGCCUCCCUGGUCAUUCCCGCACGCUCGUCGCACUCGGGAUCUCGCACCCUGCGCGCGCAUCAAGCGUUCCCAUCCGACCGCUGAGCUCCGUACGCUCUCAUUCGCUGCCGCACCUUGUGCACGUCCCGCCGCUCGGACGCACAGUGCUCGGCCCGGCCCUAGGAGAGAGGCAUUUGAGCGCCAGGCCGCCGUUGGAAAUCAACCCAUCAUGCUCGUUGCCAGCCUCGCGCAUAUGGCCCACUCAGCAUCGACCGCCCCGGGCCUGACGAGGCACUAUAUAAGCCGGGCGCGCGCUCGAGCGGUCCUCACCAAUCGUCACCUUCUCUCGUUCCCCCCACUUUCGUUUUCCCGGCUCUCUCGUUACCUCCCGGC
Messenger RNA from Schizophyllum commune H4-8, 782 nucleotides. RefSeq lists its product as uncharacterized. The coding region runs from base 197 to 676 and encodes 159 amino acids. The transcript has a single exon. Lineage: Eukaryota; Fungi; Basidiomycota; Agaricomycetes; Agaricales; Schizophyllaceae. The record is from RefSeq and is a predicted model, not a curated record.